Messenger RNA from Phacochoerus africanus (Common warthog), 11573 nucleotides. RefSeq names its product FRY like transcription coactivator (gene FRYL). Gene Ontology annotation, biological process: cell morphogenesis; neuron projection development. The record is from RefSeq and is a predicted model, not a curated record. The coding region runs from base 606 to 9653 and encodes 3015 amino acids. NCBI's taxonomy places the organism in Eukaryota, Metazoa, Chordata, Mammalia, Artiodactyla, Suidae. Gene Ontology annotation, cellular component: cell cortex; site of polarized growth. The transcript has 64 exons.
GAGGAGCUCGCAGCACCGCCGGGCGCCCGUCGGGCUCUGGGCGAGAGAGAGAAAUCCGGUUAAAAUCAGAGUCGGAGGGAGGUUUAACCACAGAUCGGUUCCGAUCGGAUUAUUCCUUAAAGGGGACGCGCCAUUGUCAAGAGAACGGAGCCUUGGGCUCGAGGGCGGGGACCGGCGGCGCCUGAGGAUCGAGGCAGCUGCACUUGGACUGGGGACGGAUUUUAACAUUCCGUAUUCCGCUUGGUACAUGGUGAAUCACUACUGCUCUGCACCAGGGUGCCCACUUGAGUGCCUAUAAAGUACAAGCUCCAGAUCGGAAGAGCUUCUAGAUGGAUCCUUUCCAAAUUUGGUAUCUUUUCUACAAACUCUGUGCCUCAACAACCCUUUCUAAGUGAGCUGAAGCCAUUUAUUGAAUCUUGGAUGAUUAACACCUAAAUGCUUAAUUCUCAAAACUGCUCAAGAGUCCCACAGCCAGGAUUAGAUGAUCCAAUUUACCACCAAGGAAUUUCUGUCUUGAAUUCUACGCUUCAGCACCCGUCAGCAAAGUGAAUAAGUGCUGCACUUCUUCCAACUUUCAUUCCACUUUGGGGAAAAAGAAUAUCAUCAUGUCAAGCAUUACAAUUGACCCAGAUGUCAAGCCUGGUGAAUAUGUCAUCAAGAGCCUCUUUGCAGAAUUUGCUGUUCAAGCUGAAAAGAAAAUUGAAGUUGUAAUGGCUGAACCCUUGGAGAAGCCAUUGUCUAGAUCUCUUCAGAGGGGUGAAGAUCUUCAGUUUGACCAGUUGAUCAGCUCUAUGAGCUCAGUAGCCGAGCACUGUCUCCCUUCCUUACUUCGCACCUUGUUUGACUGGUACAGACGCCAGAAUGGAACUGAAGAUGAAUCUUAUGAAUAUAGGCCUCGGUCGAGCACAAAAUCUAAAGGGGAUGAACAGCAACGUGAAAGAGAUUAUCUUCUUGAAAGGAGAGACUUAGCAGUAGAUUUCAUAUUUUGUUUAGUUUUAGUUGAAGUUCUGAAGCAGAUUCCUGUUCAUCCUGUGCCCGAUCCCUUAGUUCAUGAAGUUCUAAACUUAGCUUUUAAGCACUUUAAACACAAGGAAGGAUAUUCAGGAACCAACACUGGGAAUGUGCAUAUUAUUGCAGAUUUAUAUGCAGAAGUGAUAGGCGUUCUUGCCCAAUCAAAGUUUCAGGCUGUGAGGAAGAAGUUUGUGACAGAAUUAAAGGAACUGCGACAAAAGGAACAAAGUCCACAUGUGGUUCAAAGUGUCAUCAGCUUAAUCAUGGGAAUGAAGUUUUUCCGAGUGAAAAUGUAUCCUGUAGAAGAUUUUGAAGCAUCAUUUCAGUUCAUGCAGGAAUGUGCUCAGUAUUUCUUGGAAGUAAAAGAUAAAGAUAUAAAACACGCCCUUGCUGGUUUAUUUGUGGAGAUUCUUAUCCCUGUAGCUGCUGCUGUUAAAAAUGAAGUGAAUGUGCCCUGCUUGAAAAAUUUUGUGGAGAUGCUUUAUCAGACUACUUUUGAACUGAGCUCCAGAAAGAAGCAUUCAUUGGCUCUCUAUCCAUUAAUUACCUGCCUUUUAUGUGUCAGUCAGAAACAGUUUUUUUUAAAUAACUGGCAUAUUUUCCUACAGAACUGUUUGUCGCAUUUAAAGAAUAAAGAUCCCAAAAUGUCUCGAGUUGCACUGGAAUCUUUGUACAGAUUGUUGUGGGUCUAUGUAAUUAGAAUAAAAUGUGAAAGCAACACUGUUACUCAAAGUCGUCUUAUGAGCAUAGUGUCGGCACUUUUUCCAAAAGGUUCACGUAGUGUGGUUCCUCGUGAUACACCUCUCAAUAUAUUUGUGAAGAUUAUUCAGUUCAUUGCUCAGGAACGUUUGGAUUUUGCAAUGAAAGAAAUAAUAUUUGAUCUUCUUAGUGUUGGAAAAUCUGCUAAAACUUUCACCAUCAAUCCAGAGAGAAUGAACAUAGGCCUCAGAGUCUUCCUUGUAAUAGCGGACAGUUUGCAGCAGAAAGACGGUGAGCCGCCAAUGCCGACAACAGGCGUUAUUCUUCCCUCAGGAAACACUCUGCGUGUAAAGAAAAUUUUUCUCAAUAAAACCUUGACGGAUGAAGAAGCAAAAGUCAUAGGAAUGUCCGUUUACUAUCCUCAAGUGAGAAAAGCAUUAGAUAGCAUCCUCAGACAUUUGGACAAAGAAGUUGGGAGACCCAUGUGUAUGACUAGUGUGCAGAUGUCCAAUAAGGAACCUGAAGAUAUGAUUACGGGGGAAAGAAAACCCAAAAUUGAUUUGUUUAGAACUUGUAUUGCUGCUAUUCCAAGGCUGAUUCCUGAUGGUAUGAGCAGAACUGACCUCAUUGAAUUGUUAGCAAGGCUCACAAUUCAUAUGGAUGAAGAACUGCGUGCUCUGGCUUUCAAUACUCUGCAGGCACUAAUGCUUGAUUUUCCAGAUUGGCGGGAAGAUGUUCUUUCAGGAUUUGUUUAUUUUAUUGUUCGUGAAGUGACGGAUGUCCAUCCCACGCUUCUUGAUAAUGCUGUAAAGAUGUUGGUACAGUUAAUAAAUCAAUGGAAACAAGCAACCCAAAUGCAUAACAAAACCCAGGACUCACAGCAUGGCGUGCUUAAUGGAGCGUCUCAUCCCCCUCCUCUGGAAAGGAGCCCGUACUCCAGUGUGUUCCAUGUGGUCGAAGGGUUUGCACUUGUCACUCUCUGUAGCAGUCGACCUGCCACCAGGAGGUUAGCCGUCAGCGUCCUUCGAGAAAUACGGGCUUUAUUUGCACUUUUGGAAAUACCUAAGGGUGAUGAUGAAUUAGCCAUAGAUGUGAUGGACAGGCUGAGCCCAUCCAUUCUUGAGAGCUUCAUCCAUCUCACUGGGGCCGAUCAGACUACUUUGUUAUAUUGCCCUAGCUCAAUAGAUUUACUGACAUUAGCAGAAUGGAACUCCUCUCCUAUUAGCCACCAGUUUGAUGUGAUUAGUCCAUCACACAUAUGGAUAUUUGCACAUGUGACCCAAGGCCAAGAUCCAUGGAUUAUAAGUCUCUCCAGUUUUUUAAAGCAAGAAAACCUUCCAAAACACUGCCCUACAGCUGUGAGCUAUGCUUGGAUGUUCGCCUAUACAAGACUUCAGUUAUUAUCCCCACAAGUUGAUAUAAAUAGCCCCAUCAAUGCUAAGAAAGUAAAUACUACCACAAGCAGUGACUCAUACAUUGGCCUGUGGAGAAACUACCUGCUUCUUUGCUGCAGUGCAGCCACAUCCUCAUCAUCUUCAGCAUCUGCAGGUUCUGUGAGGUGUUCUCCUCCCGAGACGCUGGCGUCCACCCCCGAUAGCGGCUACAGCAUUGAUUCAAAAAUUAUUGGCGUCCCAUCCCCUUCAUCCUUGUUUAAGCACAUAGUUCCAAUGAUGCGCUCUGAGAGCAUGGAAAUCACAGAAUCCCUUGUUCUAGGUCUUGGCAGGACCAACCCAGGAGCGUUUAGGGAACUAAUAGAAGAAUUACAUCCCAUAAUUAAAGAAGCACUUGAACGAAGGCCAGAGAACAUGAAACGGCGCAGGCGUCGAGAUAUUUUACGAGUACAGCUGGUACGAAUAUUUGAACUGCUGGCAGAUGCUGGUGUCAUCAGUCACAGUGCAAGUGGUGGCCUUGAUAGUGAAACACACUUCCUCAACAACACUUUAUUGGAAUAUGUAGAUUUAACUAGACAACUCCUGGAAGCAGAAAAUGAAAAAGACUCUGACACCCUGAAGGAUAUACGAUGCCAUUUUAGUGCCUUAGUGGCGAAUAUCAUUCAGAAUGUUCCAGUGCACCAGAGAAGAAGUAUUUUUCCUCAACAAAGCCUUCGUCACAGUCUGUUUAUGCUGUUCAGUCACUGGGCUGGUCCUUUUAGCAUCAUGUUUACGCCUUUGGACAGAUACAGUGAUAGAAAUAUGCAAAUUAACAGACAUCAGUACUGUGCUCUAAAGGCUAUGUCUGCUGUACUAUGUUGUGGCCCUGUUGCAGAUAAUGUAGGACUUUCAUCAGAUGGCUAUUUGUACAAAUGGCUGGAUAACAUUUUGGACUCUCUGGACAAAAAGGUUCAUCAGUUGGGCUGUGAAGCAGUCACGUUACUGCUGGAGCUGAACCCGGAUCAGAGCAACCUGAUGUACUGGGCCGUGGAUCGCUGUUACACCGGUUCCAAGAGAGUGGCAGCUGGCUGCUUUAAAGCCAUAGCUAAUGUAUUCCAGAACAGGGAUUAUCAGUGUGACACAGUGAUGCUUCUCAAUCUGAUACUAUUUAAAGCCGCUGAUUCUUCUCGAAGUAUCUAUGAAGUUGCUAUGCAGCUUUUACAGAUCCUGGAACCGAAGAUGUUUCGCUACGCUCACAAACUGGAGGUUCAGAGAACAGACGGAGCACUCAGCCAGCUGUCUCCUCUGCCGCAUCUGUAUUCCGUCUCAUAUUAUCAGUUGUCCGAGGAAUUGGCAAGGGCAUAUCCUGAGCUAACUCUCGCCAUAUUCUCAGAGAUAAGCCAGAGAAUUCAGACAGCACAUCCUGCUGGGAGGCAAGUUAUGCUGCACUAUCUGUUACCGUGGAUGAACAACAUCGAGUUGGUGGACUUAAAACCUUUGCCCACAGCAAGGCGACAUGAGGAAGAUGAAGAUGAUUCCUUAAAAGACCGAGAACUUAUGGUGACUAGCAGGCGCUGGUUACGAGGAGAAGGCUGGGGAUCCCCGCAAGCCACGGCCAUGGUGUUGAAUAAUCUGAUGUACAUGACAGCAAAGUAUGGUGAUGAACUGGCAUGGUCAGAGGUGGAGAAUGUGUGGACCACACUUGCAGACGGCUGGCCGAAAAACCUGAAAAUAAUUCUGCACUUUCUGAUCAGCAUUUGCGGAGUGAAUAGUGAACCAAGCCUUUUGCCUUACGUGAAGAAAGUUAUUGUCUAUUUAGGUAGAGACAAAACAAUGCAGUUGCUGGAAGAACUGGUGAGUGAGCUUCAGCUGACGGACCCUGUCAGUUCGGGUGUCACCCACAUGGAUAAUCCCCCCUACUACCGCAUCACUUCCAGCUACAAAAUCCCUUCCGUCACCUCAGGAACUACUUCUAGUAGCAAUACAAUGGUGGCUCCCAUGGAUGGCAAUCCCGAUAAUAAGCCCAUAAAAGAGAAUAUUGAAGAGAGCUAUGUGCAUCUAGACAUCUACAGUGGACUAAACAGUCAUUUAAAUCGUCAACAUCACAGACUAGAAUCUCGAUACAGUAGCAGCUCUGGAGGAUCUUAUGAAGAAGAAAAAAGUGAUUCAAUGCCACUUUAUUCUAAUUGGCGCCUGAAAGUGAUGGAGCAUAAUCAAGGAGAGCCACUACCCUUCCCACCAGCUGGAGGCUGCUGGUCACCACUGGUGGAUUACUUGCCCGAAACGUCAUCACCUGGAUUACCUCUUCACAGGUGUAACAUAGCCGUGAUCCUUUUGACGGAUCUGAUCAUUGAUCAUAGUGUGAAGGUGGAAUGGGGAAGCUACCUCCAUCUUCUGCUUCAUGCCAUUUUUAUAGGGUUUGACCACUGCCACCCUGAGGUGUAUGAACAUUGCAAACGCCUGCUUCUGCACUUACUCAUAGUGAUGGGAUCCAACAGUAACAUCCGAACUGUUGCUUCUGUCCUUCUCAGGAACAAGGAGUUUAAUGAGCCCAGGGUGCUUACAGUCAAACAAAUUGCACACUUAGAUUAUACUUUCACAGCAGGUGUUAGUGAUUUUAUACCUGAUUACCAGCCCUCCCCCAUGACCGACUCAGGGCUCAGCUCAAGUUCUACCUCCUCUAGUAUCAGCUUAGGAAAUAACAGCGCUGCCAUUUCGCAUCUGCACACCACCAUCCUCAACGAGGUCGACCUCUCAGUAGAGCAGGAUGGAAAAGUCAAAACCCUCAUGGAAUUCAUUACCUCAAGAAAAAGAGGGCCUCUUUGGAACCAUGAGGAUGUUUCUGCCAAGAAUCCUAGCAUAAAGAGUGCUGAGCAGUUAACUACAUUUUUGAAACAUGUGGUUUCUGUUUUUAAGCAGUCAAGCUCAGAAGGAAUUCAUUUGGAACGUCAUCUUAGCGAGGUUGCCCUACAGACCGCACUUUCUUGUUCCUCUCGACACUAUGCUGGGAGAUCCUUUCAGAUUUUCAGGGCCCUAAAGCAGCCUCUUUCUGCAACUACACUUUCUGAUGUUCUCUCCAGGCUUGUAGAAACUGUAGGGGACCCAGGAGAAGAUGCACAGGGAUUUGUGAUUGAGCUGCUUCUCACGUUGGAAUCUGCAAUAGAUACUUUGGCUGAAACCAUGAAGCAUUAUGAUCUUCUUUCUGCCCUUUCUCAAACCUCAUACCAUGAUCCUCUAAUGGGAAACAAGUAUGCAGCUAACAGGAAAAGCACUGGACAACUCAAUCUAAGCACAAGUCCAAUUACUAGUAGCGGUUAUUUGGGAUAUAACAGUAAUACAAGGAGUAACUCUUUGAGGUUAAGUUUAAUUGGUGACCGAAGAGGUGACCGGCGGCGGAGCAACACACUGGAUAUAAUGGAUGGACGGAUAAACCACAGUAGUAGUUUAGCGAGGACUCGAAGCCUUUCCUCUCUGCGAGAGAAAGCAAUGUAUGAUGUGCAGUCCACUACUGAGCCUGCCAGCUUGAUGGCCACCAUUUUUUGGAUAGCAGCAUCUUUAUUAGAAUCAGAUUAUGAAUACGAAUACCUCCUGGCUCUCAGGCUUCUCAACAAACUGCUGAUCCACUUGCCUUUGGAUAAAUCGGAGAGUCGAGAGAAGAUUGAAAACGUGCAAAGCAAAUUGAAGUGGAACAAUUUCCCAGGCCUUCAGCAGCUUUUCCUUAAAGGUUUUACCUCAGUAUCUACGCAAGAAAUGACAGUGCAUCUCCUGAGUAAACUCAUCGCCGUCUCCAAACACACUUUGGUGGAUCCUUCCCAGUUGUCAGGCUUUCCUCUUAACAUCCUUUGCUUAUUGCCUCACUUAAUCCAGCAUUUUGACAGCCCAACUCAGUUUUGCAAAGAAACAGCUAGUCGAAUAGCAAAGGUUUGUGCAGAAGAAAAAUGCCCAACACUCGUCAACCUGGCUCACAUGAUGAGCUUGUAUAGUACACACACGUACUCCAGAGACUGUGCUAACUGGAUCAACGUAGUGUGUAGAUACCUGCACGACUCCUUCUCAGAUGCUACAUUUAGUCUUGUGACUUACCUUGCAGAGCUGUUAGAAAAAGGCUUGUCCAGUAUGCAACAAUCAUUACUACAGAUCAUCUAUAGUCUUCUGAGUCACAUCGACCUCUCCGCUGCCCCAGUCAAGCAGUUUAACCUGGAGAUCAUCAAGAUCAUUGGCAAAUAUGUACAGAGUCCUUAUUGGAAGGAAGCCCUUAACAUCUUAAAACUGGUGGUGUCUCGCUCGGCAAGCCUUGUCGUGCCCAACGAUAUCCCCAAGACCUAUGGAGGAGAUAUGGGUUCUCCUGAAAUAUCCUUCACGAAAAUUUUUAAUAAUGUCUCUAAGGAGCUGCCUGGGAAGACCUUAGAUUUUCAUUUUGAUAUAUCAGAGACACCAAUCAUUGGGAAUAAAUACGGCGAUCAGCAUAGCGCGGCCGGAAGAAAUGGGAAGCCGAAGGUGAUCGCCGUGACCAGGAGCACUUCUUCCACUUCUUCGGGUUCUAACUCCAAUGCCUUGGUGCCUGUGAGCUGGAAGAGGCCACAGUUAUCACAGCGAAGAACAAGGGAAAAGCUAAUGAAUGUGCUUUCUCUCUGUGGUCCAGAAUCUGGCCUCCCGAAGAAUCCAUCAGUUGUAUUUUCUUCUAACGAGGAUUUGGAAGUCGGUGACCAGCAGACUAGCCUCAUUUCUGCAACAGAGGACAUAAUUCAUGAGGAAGAAGUAGCUGUGGAAGAUAACAGCAGUGAACAACAGUUUGGCGUUUUCAAGGAUUUUGACUUUUUAGAUGUUGAGUUGGAAGAUGCAGAGGGUGAAAGUAUGGACAAUUUCAACUGGGGGGUCCGCAGGCGCUCACUGGACAGUAUUGACAAAGGGGACACCCCAUCGCUCCAGGAGUACCAGUGUUCCAGCAGCACCCCUAGCCUGAACCUAACAAACCAGGAGGACACGGACGAGUCCUCAGAAGAAGAAGCAGCACUCACAGCAAGCCAGAUACUCUCACGCACGCAGAUGUUAAACAAUGAUUCUGCUGCAGAUGACACCCUGCCAGAGCACCCUGAUUUACUUCUUCAGGCUCAAGAGUCCACUGGCAGCAUCUCCACAGAAGAAGUGCUGCAAAUCAGAGAUGAAACCCCAAGUUUGGAAGCUUCUCUAGAUAAUGCUAACAGCCAGCUGCCUGAGGAUACAAGCUCAGUAUUAAAGGAGGAACAGGUUCUUACAGCCUUCGAAGAGGAGGGAUCGUAUAUUAUUCAAGAACAGCAGGAUUCUCUCGUGUGUCAAGGAAUUCUUGAUUUAGAGGAAACUGACACGCCGGAGCCUCCAGCUCCCGAGAGCUACCCCGGGUCAGUCUGCGAAGAAGACGUCACCUUAGCUUUGAAAGAACUUGACGAACGAUGUGAAGAGGAGGAAGCGGAUUUCUCCGGCCUGUCCAGUCAAGAUGAAGAAGAGCAAGACGGUUUUCCAGAAGUACAGACAUCGCCUCUGCCGUCACCAUUUCUUUCUGCCAUCAUCGCCGCUUUUCAGCCAGUUGCAUACGAUGACGAAGAAGAAGCCUGGCGAUGCCACGUCAAUCAGAUGCUGUCUGACACCGAUGGGUCCUGUGCAGUGUUUACUUUUCACGUGUUUUCUCGGCUCUUUCAGUCAAUUCAGAGAAAGUUUGGAGACCUAACUAAUGAGGCAGUCAGCUUUCUUGGUGAGAGUCUGCAACGCAUUGGUACCAAAUUUAAAAGUUCCUUGGAAGUGAUGAUGAUGUGUUCCGAGUGCCCAACGGUCUUUGUAGAUGCUGAAACACUGAUGUCCUGUGAUUUGCUAGAAACACUCAAGUUCAGUGUUUUGGAGUUGCAAGAACACCUGGAUACCUACAAUGCCAAAAGAGAAGCAGCCGAGCAGUGGUUAGACAAUUGUAAGAGGACGUUUGGUGCCAAAGAAGACAUGUAUAGGAUAAACACAGAUGCACAACAAAUGGAAAUUCUAGCAGAACUGGAGCUCUGCCGAAGGUUAUACAAAUUGCAUUUUCAAUUGCUGCUUCUGUUUCAAGCCUACUGUAAACUUAUCAACCAAGUAAACACAAUAAAAAACGAAGCAGAGGUCUUCAACAUGUCAGAGGAACUUGCCCAGCUGGAAAGUAUCCUCAAGGAAGCCGAGUCUGCCUCCGAAAAUGAAGAAAUUGACAUUUCCAAAGCUGCACAAACUACUAUAGAAACUGCCAUUCAUUCUUUAAUUGAAACUUUGAAAAAUAAGGAAUUUAUAUCAGCUGUGGUACAAGUCAAAGCUUUCAGAUCUCUCUGGCCCAAUGACAUCUUUGGCAGUUGUGAAGAUGACCCUGUCCAGACACUGUUGCACAUCUAUUUUCAUCACCAGACACUGGGCCAGACAGGCAGCUUUGCGGUCAUAGGCUCUGACCUGGACAUGUCAGAAGCCAACUACAAAUUGAUGGAACUCAAUCUAGAAAUCAGAGAGUCUCUCCGCAUGGUGCAAUCAUACCAACUCCUAGCACAGGGCAAACCAAUCGGAAGUUUGGUGAGCACUGGAUUCUGAGAAAUUUCAGGAAUUUAGGGAAGACUAAACCGAAAAUGAUUAAGAAUAUUAAGAAGCACCUUUUAUGGACCCUUGCAACUCACUGAUGACUUUUUCUGGCAGCAUCCACAACCACCGUGUAAACUAAUGUCAAACUUUAGGAAGAUAAAAAAGUAAGAACAUCAAAAAUCAGAACUCUGAAGGGGGGAAAAAAACUAAUUGUUUAACAGCUGCCAAUACCUCCCACAAUAACUGUAUGAGGAAAGAAUUUUUUUAAUUAACUACGUGAAAAGAAAAGGGCUAAAAGUGAUGCAUAUAAAUACGUUACCUUCUGGAGAAAGAAAAGAAGUCUAAGAAUGUCUGCAAUAAUGGCCUCUAAUAUGGAGACUUUGGAAAGCAGGUGAAAUGAGGCUGAAAUCGAGGCUGGUUCAUUUUGGCUGAAGACCUGCAAAAGCUGCUUGGGUUUCCAGCAGUCACGAGCAUAAACUACAGUGGAUGCUUCAUCAUCUAGAUGAAGAACAUCCAGUCGGAUAGACAGACACAGACAGACUUAUGUGCAAAAACCAUUGAUUUUUUUUUUUCCACAUGUGGGAUAAGGGUGUGGGUGUUUUGGGGUUUUUUGUUUUUGUUUUUUUUUUUUUUGGUCUGUAUAAGGAAUUGUGUGUAUGAGCUGAGAUGCGUGGAUACGUGAUAGUCCUAUUUUCAAGGUGUGGAUGUUUGGUGAUAACGUCUCAGAGCAUGCCUAAAAGAGCACUGCAAGAUUAUUUUUGAAAAAAUUUUAUUUUAUUAGAUCUAACUCUUCAUAGUGUGUAAAUGUUAGGACAUUUUAAUAAUAUUUUAAAACUGGGCUUUCCCAGCCUUUCGAAAAGAAAUAAUAUAUCUGUUAACGUUAUUGGAAUGCUGCUCAGUUCUCUGAUCAGUGCUUAUGUUACGAUUGUUGAUAACUAACCAAAGUAGAUGCCUGCAGAGACUUUAAAAAUGUAAAAUAAAGAUGUAUGCUGCCUGUCAGCUCUUCUCAUUAGAAAAGUUAACUUAUUUUACUCCAUAAUUAUUAUAGAAACUGUAUAGAUUAAAACCAGUAUUUUCUUGUACAUUUGUGCAAUGCACUGUUAUACAAGAAGAGGUGGACAAAGCUAAAGAAACAACUGUGGUCACUGAUGGUAGAACAUAUGACUGGCAGGCCCUGGAGUCUGCAGAAUUCAAGGAGAGAGAUGCAAAGGCAUUUUUAUAUGUUUAUCCAGGACUGACAUGUUUCACCCUAAAGGAACCUGGGGCUGUGGGGGAAAGGCAAAAAAGGAAGCCUGAAGACUGACUACCAAAACAUGCAAUAUACUUAUUCACUGUCCAAGCCUGUAGCAUAAACAUGAACUGGAUCCUCUGUCCUUUUUUUAAAAUAGCAUUUUGUAAAAGAAAUGAAUGUAGUCCCACAAUUCCUCGGAUUUGAAAGGAACACCUUGUAUUUUUUAUAUGCAUCUCUUAUCCACUGUGACUCUUCUCUGAAACUGGGCUCUGGGGUUCCAGAGUUUAGAAUGUAGACAUGAAAUGCUUAGCUUUGCCUUCCCUUGGGGGUGCGGACCCUGCCAGAAAUGUAAUUAUGCUCAAGUGCAUUACCUGAGGGCACUGUGCACGCCGUCGGACUGCUGACUAGAGCUACGUUACCUGUAAGACUCUGUAACUGGUCACAGCACAUUCAUAAUCACUGUAUUUUUUGACCCUGAUAAAAAAAAAACAAAAACAAUUAUUUUGCUGGUGUUCUGGUACUGUAAAUGGUGUCCUUUAAAUUAUUGAAUAACUUCUGGGUGCGGGGCAGGAAGAGAGGGGUGGUGUCCGGAGACACGCCACCCUUUCCAUCCUAUCUUACCACCCCUUCUUUUUCUCACCCUCCUUAUAUCCUUUUUGUUAAAAUAAAAAGCAUUGUAGCUGUUGGUUUGCGUUGUAUUU